Molecule: messenger RNA, 1281 nt
Organism: Helianthus annuus (common sunflower)
Lineage: Eukaryota; Viridiplantae; Streptophyta; Magnoliopsida; Asterales; Asteraceae
Exons: 4
Coding region: 1-1281 (426 amino acids)
Source: RefSeq, a predicted model, not a curated record
AUGUAUGAGAGGUUAGGACUAGGAGAGUUGUCACCUACACGCAUGUCUUUGUCGCUAGCCGAUAGGUCCGUCAAGUAUCCACGAGGCAUUAUUGAAAACCUUCUAGUCAAAGUGGAUAAGUUCGUCUUCCCCGUAGACUUUGUCGUUCUUGACAUGGAAGCCGACGAAAAGGUCCCCAUUAUUCUAGGGCGUCCAUUCUUGUGUACCGCCAAGGCCAUCAUCGAUGUCUUUGACGGGAAAAUCACACUUCAAGUCGAAUCUUUCUUAUCGUGUGUUGACCAUUGCUUUGACUAUAUUAGUGGAGCCGACCUAGUUGAGAGUAGGAUAGACGAGACAGUUGAGAAGGUAGAGGAGGUUGUUAGUGAGAGUGGAGAGGUAGACGAGGACGAGUGGGUCCCCGAGGUGCUAGAAUUAAGUGAAAUUAAGAGUGAGAGUGAGAGUACACCUAUAGAGAAGCCCGCCCCUUUAGAACUCAAAGUCCUCCCGUCCCACUUAGAAUACGCUUUCCUAGAAAUUAAGGAUAAAAAGGGAGCGGAAAAUUUGGCCGCCGACCACUUGUCACGAUUAGAGGAUCCAAAGAGAGAGGAGGUUCGUGAGGAUUCCAUAGGAGAUACCUUUCCCCACGAAACCAUAGAUUUUGUUAGUGCCGAGGUAGAGGGUUUGCCAUGGUUCUCGGAUUUGGCAAAUUAUUUGGCAACCGGAGAUCUUGUGAGGGGUAUGUCAUACCAACAAAAGAAAAAGCUUCUUAGGGAGGCUAGGAAGUAUAUUUGGGAUGACCCUUACCUCUUUAGGAUAGGAGGAGAUAGAGUGCUUAGGAAAUGUGUUUCAAAGGAGGAAGAAUUAGAGCAUAGGGCAUUGUGGGCAUUGAAAACCGUAAACCUUGACCUUACCGAAGCCGCAAGGAGGAGAUUCUUCCAUAUUCAUGAGUUGGAAGCAUUGAGGGAUGCCGCGUAUGAAAGGUCUUGGAGUAUCAAGGAGAAAUCAAAGGCAUUGCAUGAUAGGAGGUUGCGAGGUUUGAAGGAUUUUAAGGUAGGUGACAAGGUACUUUUGUUCAAUUCACGUUUGAAAUUAAUAGCAGGGAAAUUGAAAUCGAGAUGGAAUGGACCGUAUGUGGUGAAAGAAGUGUUUCCGUACGGCACGGUUGAGCUCUACGAUGAAGUAGAUAAGGGAGUUUGGAAAGUGAACGGCCAUCGCUUGAAACAUUACUUGGGAGGUCCAAUUGAUUCUACUGAAGAGGAAGAAAUUCCUCUGGAGGACCCACCCACCUUCGCCGAACAGUAA